Brassica napus (rape) is the source of this 2972-nucleotide messenger RNA. Its product is annotated as homeobox-leucine zipper protein HAT7-like. Bases 282 to 1193 code for a protein of 303 amino acids. The transcript is spliced from 3 exons. Gene Ontology annotation, cellular component: nucleus. Gene Ontology annotation, molecular function: DNA-binding transcription factor activity, RNA polymerase II-specific; sequence-specific DNA binding. The record is from RefSeq and is a predicted model, not a curated record. NCBI's taxonomy places the organism in Eukaryota, Viridiplantae, Streptophyta, Magnoliopsida, Brassicales, Brassicaceae. Gene Ontology annotation, biological process: positive regulation of DNA-templated transcription.
GUGGUAUUAACAUUUAAAAUUUAAAUUUUCCCAAGUGUCGUAUACAAAUUAGAUCAAAAGAAAGAUCAGCAAAUGCCAUAGAGCCUAAAUGGUAUAAAAGGGUGGGUCCUAUACAAAUCUCUCAUGAACUGAUCUCUUCAUCAUUCUUCUUCUCCUUCUCACUAAACUAUCCCCCACAAGAGAACUUCACGAUCCUCCAAACAAGUUCUUGAUCUAAUAACAAUUCCUAGGAAGAGUUAAUCAUUUGGUGGGCUUUGUGCGUGUGUAACAUACACGUUUGUAUGUAUAUGUAUGAGGAGGAAAAGAGCAAUAUUGUUAAUAGUCAAGAAGAACUGAGAUUGGAGAUGGCCUUUCCACAGCAUGGAUUCAUGUUUCAGCAACUUCAUGAAGACAAUGCUCAUCACUUGCCUUCCCCUACCUCUCUCCCUUCUUGCCCUCCUCAUCUCUUCUACGGAGGAGGAAACUACAUGAUGAACAGAUCAAUGUCGUUCACGGGAGUAUCAGAUCACCAUCAUCUAACUAAAAAAAGCCCGACCACGACGAACAUGAAUGAUCAGGACCAGGUGGGAGAUGAAGACAAUCUGUCAGAUGAUGGGUCCCAUAUGAUGUUGGGAGAGAAGAAGAAGCGGCUUAAUUUAGAGCAAGUUAGGGCAUUAGAGAAGAGCUUCGAGCUAGGGAACAAGCUGGAGCCUGAGAGGAAGAUGCAGCUUGCUAAGGCCUUAGGGUUGCAGCCUAGGCAGAUUGCGAUAUGGUUUCAGAACAGGAGAGCUAGGUGGAAGACAAAGCAGCUUGAGAGAGACUAUGAUUCUCUCAAGAAACAAUUCGAUGCUUUGAAAUCGGACAAUGAUUCUCUUCAAGCCCACAACAAGAAACUCCAUGCUGAGGUUGUAGCAUUGAAGAAACAAGACCUUAAAGAGUCAGGAAAAAUCAAGAGAGAAUCAGCAGAAGCUUCAUGGAGCAACAAUGAAAGCACGGAAAAUAUUAAUAAUAGUUCAGAGGGGUUGAAAGAUCUUUUCCCUUCUACAAUUCGAUCUGUGACAACGAGCACGACCUCGGCUCAUAUUGAACAUCAGAUGGUUCAGGAUCAAGGAUUUUGCAAUAUGUUCAAUGGUAUUGAUGAAACGACGUCGGCUGGUUAUUGGGCAUGGCCUGACCAGCAACAACAACAUCACAAUCAUCAUCAUUUCAAUUGAUUAUAUCGUCCAAGAAGAACAUCAUAAUCCUGAUCAACAUCCUCAUGAUAUCAUCAUUACCAUCAUCAAAAGAAAAUUUCGUUGAUUUUUUUUUUUAAUUUGAGUAUUUUUGAAAUUAUUUGUUACUGUUUCAAAUGACAUUCCAUCGUUUUUUUUUCUCUCUUUUGCUGCUUCUUUUGGGUUUGUAGAAAGUGGGUGUAUAGAGAGGAUAUUCAAAUUUUUUAGAAUGAUAACUUCUUGUUUAAUAAAUGAAAUUUGUGUCUUCCAAAAUAUUUUUUGAGAUCAAGUAUAUGUAUCAUAUAUAACAACCCACUACUUAUUAAAUUAUUUCUGAAUGAUCACUACUUAUUAGUUGAAAUAUAUAACUAGAGAUUUUUGCCAGUAGUGAUUAAUAGUAAUUGCUAAGUUAAUAUUGUGACAAACUUGAGAAGUUGAAAUGCAUAAUCGACAAAAAAAAAUUGAUAAAAGAAUAAAUCAGAUGCAUGUGCUUUCGAGUGGGGUUCCAGCUCUGUCAUUGACAGUUCGACACAACAUAUAUAGUCAUGAAAUAUAUUUUAUUUUACCAAAUGCCAUGAAGUAUUUUAUUAUAUCUGAUAUUUUUCAUGUAAAAUAUUAAAAGACCAGAAAAGGAACAUGUAAUAUGGAAGGAAGUUAUUAUUUGACAAUUUUAGAUAAUAAUGGUAGUGGUAACUGCCGAACUGGUACUCUGGUAGAUGAGAGAGGAAGAGUACUGGAAUCACACAUUCCAAAGACGAAGAAGAAAAGUCCAAUAAGAGAACAGAUUUGAAACUGUGUUUAGGAGAAUCGUUCAUUCAUCUAGCUAGCUUUUCGGAUCUCUGGAUGCUUUUGGGUUUAAUUUUAAAACUAUACUAAAAUGUAAUAUUCAUAUAUUUUAUCAUUAUACAAGAAAACAAACAGAGUACCGAAUAUUUCUCUUCUUUGUGGCUCUCCAUGUGACCUCACUGCCACCAUCACUUCACUUCCCACAGAAAACUCAAAACUUGCGACUGUGAAAGUUUUAGCUUAGCCGCAUCAUUUUAAAAUACACAAUAUACAUUUAUUUGUUUUGAACCCACGCAGUGUUCGUUUGGUGUCGCAUCCAAUUAUUUAAUAUGACAAAGCAUCCGAGUGAACUUUUCACCAAAUAAUCUGUAACGGAUCGUUUGUGUGAGACCAAAGUUACUGAAAGAUAAUAAAUUUAUGAUCAGAUCCUAAAAUCAUUUGCCAACUGCGCUCGCUAAUAUAUUCAGAUGUGAUCCAUAUUUACGUACAUACGUAAUAUGUCCCACGUACUUGCAUACGCAACUUUAUGGAAUAUACUAGUUUCUGACCCGCCCUAGAAAGGGCGGGCAUUUUUUUGUUUUACUUUAUUUUAAAAUAAAUUAAUUUUCUUAUUUAAUUUUUUUUGUAAUGAUAUUUUUUUUAAAUCAUAUUUGUGUUAUUUUUUUAAUUAUUACUAAUAAAUACAUAAAUAUAAUAAAAUUUGAAAUUUGUUGCGAUAUUUUGUAUUUGAUAAUCAUUUUGUAUGUUUCAUAAAAUAACCCUAACCCGUAGAUAAUCUUAAUAGUAAAAACAUCAAAUUGUUGUCAUAUAUAAUAACUUUAGUUAACCUUCACCUUUCCAUUAAGGCAUUAACAUUAAACUGUCGCCAUAUUUAAACAACUUCUUAAUGUAUAUAUUUUAUCUUUAUUUCAAAUCAUAACUGUUGCCAUAUAUGAUAACUUACAGAGAAGUGGAUUCCACCUUUUGUGGAAAUAAGGUCGAGGAUAGUAUUAAAAA